UGUGUACGGGAUUUUCAGGAGGUUCUCAAUGAACUUUUAGGCGACAAAAGUCUGGAGAAAUUUAGGCUUGAAUAUGAGAAGCUUCAUGCUAUCAUGAAAAAGUCUUAUGAAAAUGAAAAGCGUCUGAUGGCCAAAUGCAGAGAACUGAACGCGGAGAUUGUGGUGAAUUCCGCGAAGGUCGCCACUGCCCUGAAGCUCUCUCAGGAUGACCAGACCACCAUUGCAUCCUUGAAAAAGGAAAUUGAAAAGGCCUGGAAGAUGGUGGACGCAGCCUACGAUAAAGAGCAGAAGGCGAAGGAGACGAUUCUUGCCCUGAAAGAGGAGAUCGUGAACUUAACCAAACUAGUCGAGCAAGGGUCUGGACUGACAAUGGACCAGGAUAGCAAUAUCCGAGAUUUACUGAAGUUCAAAGAAGAAGUGACAAAGGAGCGAGACCAGCUCUUGUCAGAAGUGGUGAAAUUACGGGAGUCCUUAGCUCAGACCACUGAUCGGCAGCUGAGUGCGGAACGAAGCCGGGACGAGGCAGAGCACGCCAUCAUGCAGUUCCAACAAGAAAUCCAGCAACGUCAGAAUGAAGCUUUGCGGGAGACUCGGAAGAAGGAAAAACUGGAGAAAGAGCUCAAGCAGAUUCAGACGGACAUGGACACCAGGCAGACGGAGAUCAAGGCCCUGCAGCAGUAUGUGCAGAAGAGCAAGGAGGAGCUGCAGAGGCUGGAGCAGCAGCUGAAGGAGCAGAAGAUAUUGAACGAGAGAGCUGCAAAGGAACUGGAGCAGUUUCAGAUGAGAAAUGCUAAACUUCAGCAAGAGAAUGAACAACACGCUUUGGUUUGCGAGCAGCUAUCCCAGGAAAACCAGCAGAAGGCAUUGGAGCUCAAAGCCAAAGAGGAAGAAGUUCAUCAGAUGCGCACUGACAUCGGGAAGCUCAACAAAAUCAGGGAGCAAAUCCAUAAGAAAUUACACCAGAUCGAAGACCAAAAGGCGGAAGUAGAACAGCACAAGGAAACGCUAAAAAGUCAGAUCUUGGGAUUAGAGAGAGAGGUGGAGGCUUCAAAGAAACUAGCAGAACUUGAUAAGAAAGCAAUGGACGAGCUUCUGAGAGAAAGGGACAUGUUAAAUAAGAAUAUGCUCAAGGCAAUCCACGCGACCCAGAAACAGGUAGACCUGGUGAAGCUCCAUGAACAAGCCAAGAGGAACUUGGAGGAGGAAAUCCAGAACUACAAAGAUGAGGCUCAGAAGCAGAGAAAGAUCAUCUUUCAACUGGAAAAGGACAGAGAUCGGUACAUCAAUGAAGCCAGUGACCUCACCCAAAAGGUCCUCAUGAACAUGGAAGACAUAAAAGUCCGCGAAAUGCAGAUUUUUGACUACAAAAAGAAAAUCGCUGAAUCAGAGACUAAAUUAAAACAGCAACAGAACCUGUACGAAGCUGUGAGGUCAGACAGGAAUCUGUACAGCAAAAACCUGGUGGAAGCUCAGGAUGAAAUAACAGAAAUGAAGAAAAAAUUAAAGAUUAUGACUCAUCAGGUAGAUCAGCUGAAGGAAGAAAUCUCUGCCAAAGAGUCAGCGCUCGUGAAGCUACAUCUGGAACAGCAGCGCAUAGAGAAGGAGAAGGAAACAUUGAAGGCCGAGCUGCAGAAGCUGAGACAACAAGCCCUGGAGACCAAACACUUCAUUGAAAAACAGGAAGCUGAAGAGCGAAAACUCUUGCGCAUUAUUGCCGAGGCUGAUGGGGAGAGGCUGAGACAGAAGAAGGAAUUAGACCAGGUCAUCGGCGAGAGAGAUAUCCUCGGGUCGCAGCUCGUUCGUCGCAACGAUGAGUUGGCUUUGCUUUAUGAGAAGAUCAAGAUCCAACAGUCGGUGCUGAAUAAAGGCGAGAUCCAGUACAACCAGAGGCUGGAGGACAUGAGGAUCCUCAAGCUUGAGAUCAAGAAGCUUCGCCGGGAAAAGGGGAUUCUUGCCAGGAGUGUGGCUAAUGUCGAGGAACUCAGGCAGGAGCUUUUCCACAUGCAGAGGGAGUUCAUCAAGGAGCGGACACGCUGCCGCGCGCUGGAGGAGGAGCUGGAGAACCCCAUGAACGUGCACAGGUGGAGGAAGCUCGAGGCCAGUGACCCCACUACCUAUGAGCUGAUAGAGAAAAUUCACACCCUGCAGAAGCGUCUCAUCAGCAAGACAGAAGAGGUGGUGGAGAAAGAGCUGCUCCUCCAGGAAAAGGAGAAACUGUAUGUGGAACUAAAGCACAUCCUGGCCCGGCAGCCCGGGCCCGAGGCCGCAGAGCAGCUGCAGAUCUACCGCCAGACGCUGCAACAGAAGACCAAGCAGCUUAAAGUUUUGUCUUCAGAAUUGAAUAUGUAUGAAUCACAGAGCGAAGAGUAUAAGUAUGAGCUGGGAAAACUUAGCAAUGAACUAAUGAAUUUAAAGAAGAAAUACCUCGCUCAGAAACGUAAAGAGCACCUUCAGAAACACAAGGACAAAACAUCCAUGGACGUCGCCAUCCCACUGGGCAAACCAACUGGCCCUCGUUUUACUGGGGGUGGCUUUCCCCUCAGCAAAUCACCCCAAGUGCAAUCCUAA
Molecule: messenger RNA, 2568 nt
Organism: Myotis davidii
Lineage: Eukaryota; Metazoa; Chordata; Mammalia; Chiroptera; Vespertilionidae
Gene: CFAP58
Product: cilia and flagella associated protein 58
Exons: 17
Cellular component (GO): cytoskeleton
Source: RefSeq, a predicted model, not a curated record